GAAAAAUAGUAAACAUAAACAAAAAUUAAAAAUACUAAAAUAAUAAUAAAAAUUAAAAACAAAUAUAGAAAUGGAUACAAAUUUAAAUAUAAUAAAUGAAGUUAAAAAACAUGAUUGUCUCUACAAUAAACAAUCAGAAUCAUAUAAAGAUUUUGUUUACAAGAAUUCUUUGUGGAGUAAAACUGGCAUUGAUCUAGGAAUACCGGGUGAAAAAGUCAAGAAAAAAUUUCGGAAUUUACGUGAUGCCUACAUAAAGUAUAAAAGAUUUGUGGAGAAACCAGAAAUUAAUAUCUUUCGAAAACCUUAUAAAUAUGCUCAAUAUUUUACUUUUUUAGACGAACUAAACCCAGCAGAAUUCACUUCGCAUAACAUAUCUGAAAGUUCUCUAGAUAUAACUGCUGAAUACUGCAGCGAUUUAGAAGAUUCAUAUUUUGAAGAUUCAUCACAGGAUCCUUUUGAAUUGACAGAUAGCACUGCUAAUAUUAAGGCUACACAGCAAGCUGAGACCAAUUCAACUAAAGAUUAUCAAAUAAGUGAAAGGAGCAAUAAACGUAAACGUUUUACCACCGAAUACAGUACUCAGGAUAGUGAAAUACAUCAUGGAUAAAACUCUACGUUUCUUUUCGUCUGGACAAACAAAAGAUGUUUCUAGUUUAAAUCAAAACAAUGAAAACAAAGGUCUGGCAGCGCAAACAAAUGGUUUUCGAGAGACUGCGGCCAAUAAUAGCAGACACAUACAAAAUGAAAAUAUCAAUAUGAAGAGAAAAGAUAGUGAUAAUUUCUUUUAUAUGCUAUGGCAUUCCUAGAAAAUUCCUAACAGUUCCGCAUUUCUUAGUUUGUUUUCCAACUGGAUUUAUAGGGAACUGCAUUAAUUAACGAAUAUUUUCUUUUUUAAUUAUUUUUCUUAAACGGUGUAUUUUGUUUUUAUUACAUUUUUUGUUUUAAAAUUGUGUACUAAAGUUACCUGCUUAAAUAUUGUUUUAUUGAAAUUUUGUGAUUUUUUUUUUUUUGAAAACAAAAUUCAUUAAUUAAUUAAUUAUAGUGAUAUUAGUAUUUAAGUUUAUAUUAAACAAAAACAAAAAUCUUUUAAAAUCGCCUUGACAAUUACAUCAUUUUAUUUGAACUUGUACAAAACUUAAAAAAACGCAUGGAUGCAUUUACAAUUUUUACUUUAUUUUUUUGGUUGGCAUUUUAUAUAAUUUUUGGUCCACUGAUGUAUUUUAUUUGUGUUUAUUUACCCGAACUUCCAGUGCGUUAUAUCAAGAGUUUAAGGCGUAACGAUUUUAUGACAAGUUAUUAAGCUAUAAAUAUAUAUAUAUAUAUUUUUAAUAUUGUUAAUAUUAAUUGUUUUAUAAAAUAAUUUGUGUGUUUUUUACAAUAAAAUGUAUUAUUUAAUGCAAAAUUUAUCAAAA
This is a messenger RNA of Lucilia cuprina (Australian sheep blowfly), 1412 nucleotides long. RefSeq lists its product as uncharacterized. The coding region runs from base 71 to 607 and encodes 178 amino acids. Gene Ontology annotation, biological process: regulation of transcription by RNA polymerase II. The record is from RefSeq and is a predicted model, not a curated record. Gene Ontology annotation, cellular component: transcription regulator complex; nucleus. The transcript is spliced from 5 exons. NCBI's taxonomy places the organism in Eukaryota, Metazoa, Arthropoda, Insecta, Diptera, Calliphoridae.